Molecule: messenger RNA, 1347 nt
Organism: Peronospora belbahrii
Lineage: Eukaryota; Oomycota; Peronosporomycetes; Peronosporales; Peronosporaceae
Source: the annotation of a GenBank genome assembly
AUGAAUGUUGGUGCACUACCUGUUGGUAUACUCUUGGAUCGUCUAGGACCUCGUGUAACGAUUACGGUCGCUGCUAUUAUUGAAGUCUCAGGCUUGACAAUGCUCGCAUUAUCUGACUCCAAGACGUUUGAUAUGUUUGUACCAGCUUACGUGUUGAUUGCCUUUGGUGGAUGUAUUACUAUGAUGUCAUCGUACCCCGCUAGCUUUGUAAUUAUGCACUAUCAGACUGCAAUCCUUGCAGCUAUUAGUUGUCUUUUUGAUGGCAGUAGCGUUGUGUUUCUUGUCUUGUAUGCUGCUCACGAACGCUUUGGAUGGUCAAGAAGCGAGCUAUUUCUUGGACUUGCUGCAAUGGCUAUAGCCGUCUAUUUGAUGCUUAUUUUCCUCUGGGGACUUAACGAGAAGAGUUUGCGUUCAAAACGCAGACCUGGUGUCAAUGGUAAUGACACGAUUGUAUCGACACCACAGCGAGAACAAUUGCUGUUGAGAAAUGGAAAACCCAAGAAUAUAGCAUAUGGCAGUAUGGAGGUAGAGCAGACCAUGCCGAUCCCGUUGACAUCAGAAAUGGCCAAGGCCGAUGAUGUAGCGCUCCAUCUUGUGGAUAUCUCUAUCAGUAAGCAGAUGAGAUCGUUCGAGUUUGUGUACAUCGUGAUGUAUGCAGCAGUGCAAGUAUUGCGGGCGAAUAUCUAUAUUGGCACGGCCAACAAGCUGCUGGACAACUACGGUGACCGUGAGCAUGACUAUCUUUACACCAAGGUGUUUAGCUUUGUAUUGCCGAUUGGCUUCCUCUUUGUGCCGUCGAUCGAUUAUUUGGUGGAGACUCGCGGGCUGUCAAAGGCAUUGCUGUUUACAAAUGUACUAGGUGUACUUUACAACGUGCUCGAGCUUAUACCGAAUCUCCCAGUGCAGUGCGUAGCCUUCCUUCUCUUCACUGCGUUUCGUGCGUUUUUGUACGCAAUCAUCUCGGCAUUUACUGCAAAGACCUUUGGUCUUAAGAACAUGGGUUCUUUAAUGGGUAUCAUAUUUUCAAUUGGCUCGGUCAUUAGUCUGGUAGAGUAUCCGGCCGUGUACAUCUCCAACUCACUAUUUCGCGGUGACUUGACAGUACUGAACCUCGUGUCGCUUGUAUUUUGCAUCCUGAUGAUUCCGCUGACAAUGUAUCUGCGUAAAUAUGAACACGAACACGAGAAGAAGCGCCGUGCCGAGAUUGCGCUCAAAACCGGCGUCGCGAAUGCACACGUCCAUCAUCGUGAAACCUAUUCGUCACUUAUGGAUACACCAGCUCUUGGUGUAGCAUUUCUCCGUUCACCGGGCAAUGUAUCAGCCACAUCACAACCUCUUUUCUCCUGA